CCCGCUUCUUCUAUAAAGUGCAGGAUUGCUGGUGCUGCGGCUGAACCCGUUCCUAGAUGUUGGCGCCUGAGUGAACUGACCAUCAGAUUCCUCCAAAGAAAAGGGAGACCCGGAUGCAAAGCCCCUCAGUAUCCCACCUACCCUCAUUACCGCCAUCCUUCCCAACAGAAGACUAAGUGCUUGGUACAAGAUUGCCAUUGACAAAGAAGAAGAAGUUUAGAUCUAGUAAAUAGUACAGGGGAUUGCCUCAGAUUCAUCAUGAUCGAAGACAAUAAGGAGAACAAAGAGUAUUCCUUGGAAAGAGGAAGAGCAACUCUCAUUUUUUCCUUGAAGAAUGAAGUUGGAGGACUUAUAAGGGCACUGAAAAUCUUCCAGGAGAAGCAUGUGAACCUGUUACAUAUUGAGUCUCGAAAAUCAAAAAGAAGAAAUUCAGAAUUUGAGAUUUUUGUUGACUGUGAUAUCAACAGAGAACAACUGAGUGAUAUUUUUCAUCUGCUGAAGUCUCAUACUAAUGUUCUCUCUGUGAACCCACCAGAUAAUUUGACUGUAAAGGAAGAUGGUAUGGAAACUGUUCCUUGGUUUCCGAAGAAGAUCUCUGACCUGGAUUUUUGCGCUACCAGAGUUCUGAUGUAUGGAUCUGAACUUGAUGCCAAUCAUCCUGGCUUCAAAGACAAUGUGUACCGUAAAAGACGGAAGUAUUUUUCAGAGUUGGCUAUGAACUAUAAAUACGGAGAUCCCAUUCCCAAGGUUGAAUUCACUGAAGAAGAGAUUAAUACCUGGGGAACUGUUUUCCGAGAGCUCAACAAACUCUACCCAACCCAUGCUUGCCGAGAGUACCUCAAAAACUUACCUUUGCUUUCUAAACAUUGUGGCUAUCGGGAGGAUAAUAUUCCACAACUGGAGGAUGUCUCAAACUUUUUAAAAGAGCGCACAGGGUUUUCCAUCCGCCCUGUGGCUGGCUACUUAUCACCAAGAGAUUUCCUAUCAGGUUUGGCCUUUCGAGUUUUUCACUGCACUCAGUAUGUGAGGCACAGUUCAGAUCCCCUCUACACCCCAGAGCCAGAUACCUGCCAUGAACUCUUAGGUCAUGUUCCACUCUUGGCUGAACCUAGUUUUGCUCAGUUCUCCCAAGAAAUUGGUUUGGCAUCACUUGGAGCUUCAGAAGAGGCUGUUCAGAAGCUGGCAACGUGCUACUUUUUCACUGUGGAAUUUGGUUUGUGUAAGCAAGAUGGGCAGCUAAGAGUCUUUGGUGCUGGCUUACUUUCUUCUAUCAGUGAACUCAAACACGCACUUUCUGGACAUGCCAAAGUAAAGCCCUUUGAUCCCAAGAUUACUUGCAAACAAGAAUGUCUUAUCACAACCUUUCAAGAUGUCUAUUUUGUAUCUGAAAGCUUUGAAGAUGCAAAGGAGAAAAUGAGAGAAUUUGCCAAAACAACUAAGCGUCCAUUUGGGGUGAAGUAUAAUCCAUAUACUCAGAGUAUUCAGAUCCUGAAAGACACCAAGAGCAUAACCAGUGCUAUGAAUGAGCUGCGGCGUGAUCUAGAUGUCAUCAGUGAUGCCCUCACUAAGGUCAGCAGGCAGCUGAGUAUGUGGCAGUCAUCCUCCUAAACCUGAAGGCAUUUGAGCAUCAGUUCAGAGCCUGUGGGCCAACUGUUGCUUUUCCUGAAGACCUGAUUCUGAAGGGACAGCAACUUCUGGCAAAACAAUAUUCUCUAAUCUCACUGUUUAAUGAGUCACUGGUCUCUGAAAAUGUGUACCUCUGUAUACUCUAUCUACCUUCUUUUUUUUUUUUGUCUUUGUUUUUGUAACGGCUGUAGUGACAUUUAAUUUAUAGAUCAUGAAAUUCACUGGCCACCUCUUUUUUUUGAGGCCAGGGCUUGCUAAGUAGCCUAGGCAGGCCUUGAAUUUGCAAUCAUCCUGCCUCAGCCUCUCAAGUAGCUGGGCUUACAGGUGCAUGCCAUCAAGCCCAGUUGACCACUCAUUUUUAAUAGAGAAGUAAUCUGGCCUAAUGAAUAGAUAUGGUCUCAGCAUAACUCUAUUUUUUCCAUCCUUCCUGAGUAAAAUGAAUGAUCAGGCCCCUUAGAAUACCUUUGUGAGUGUUGUGAAGUUCACCCCAUAUUGUUACCAGUAUCUGUUACUUAUUGCUGCAUUUAUGUCAACCGCAAUCACAUUCAUUCACACACCUAAACUUGAGACCAGCUCUGUCUGCUGCUGGUAUGAGUAAAGAGAUCUCUGUGGAGCAUGCCUAGCAGAGUGCAAGUAGUCCAGGUGUAGGUGCAGUGUCUUAUUGGGAUACAGCAGUAGGUAAGACUGAAGGGUUGAUUGGGGUGUAAUUCUUGAGCCUAGGCUAUGAAUUUCACAUUUGGGUUUGUAGGCACUAGAAAGGCCCUUCCCAAGUGAUCCUCCUCCUUGAAACAUUUUCCUUUCUAUGACAUUGCAUCCUACUGGUUUUUUCCUAGAUUAUCUGUCCUACUCAUGAGGCCCAGGGGACCGUGGUGGGGACAACACUUGAAUGGCCUUGCACUCAGGCAUGCAGUCUUGGUAUCAUAGUGGUGUUGUCCCCAGGCUAGCAGGAGUCAGUGUUGUCAAAGGGAGAGUUAAGACUGAGACAGUAGAGAGAAACAUACCGUGUAAGUGGGAAAGGCAAUUAUGUACUUUAUUUCUGAGGCCAAAAAUAAGAAGGCAAAAGGUAAGGGUAGACGGGGAGGAAAAGGAUGGAGGAAAUGGAAUGUUAGGAAGAUUGUCGAGGAGAGUAUUUUAGGUCUGAGCCUAUAAAUAUGCAAGGGUUGCAAGGAUCAGUUAUUUUUUUUUAAUGCAAUGUCAGCUUGGUAACAGGGAUAAGCAAUUUUGUUACCUUUUUGUUACUGUAGGAAGAUACCUGAAACCAUCAACUAAGGAAGAGGAAAAGUUUAUUUUGGUUCACAAUUUUGGAGGUUUCAGUCAGUGGUUGGUUGGCCUUGUUGCUUUUAGGCCCGUGAUGAGGAAGCAGAUGGUGGGGAACAUCUGACAGAGGAAAACCAUUCACCUUAUGUUGGGGUAGGGGAGAGAGGGGAGAGACUAGGGUCCCACAGUCUCUUCAGGGCAUGCCUUCAAUGACAGGAACAGGUCCUGCUACACCCUACCUCUUAAAGUUUCCAGCCUCUGCCAAAAGCACCAAGCUGAGGACUAAGCCUUUAACAUAUUGGCCUUUGGGAGCCAUUAGAUGCAAACCUUAGCCGCAGUUGUGCUAUAAAUGGGUGAACCUGGACUCCCAGUGAUGUCCUGGGCCUCUUUCAUUUUCUUUUUGCUCCCCCAUCCACUAAAUGGAGAUGUACCUCAAAUUUCUGUCUUUAGCGCUCUUCCCUCCACUGUCUCUUCAUGAGAUGGUCAAUCACAUCCAUGACUUCAGUUUUAAUUUUGGAUUACUCAUAUAUUUGCAGUUUUAAUUCUGGCAUCUUUCUUGAAUUUUUGCCUCUUAAUUCCAGCGGCUUGCUAGUUAUUUCCACCUAGAUGUCCCAUAAAUUAGGCCAAUGCUGCACAGCUUCAUGUGGCCCCAUUCACACGGAAUGAAAGGAGUUGUACAGUGUGACAAACCUGCCAAGUAUCAAAUUCAACAGGUCCAAAGAGGGACUCAGAAUCACUGGAAUAUUCACUCCAUUUGCUUUCUCUAAUUUCUGCUGAUGGCAUAUUAAGGGUCAUAUUUCAGUUGGUUGUCCUGGCUUAAUCAGCUACUUAAAAAUCUCUGCCUUUAUUUUUUUACAAUAGUCAAAUUGCAUACCAUUUAACAUGCUUUAUUUCAAAA
Fukomys damarensis (Damara mole-rat) is the source of this 3781-nucleotide messenger RNA. RefSeq names its product tryptophan hydroxylase 1 (gene Tph1). Gene Ontology annotation, biological process: serotonin biosynthetic process; aromatic amino acid metabolic process. Gene Ontology annotation, molecular function: iron ion binding; tryptophan 5-monooxygenase activity. Lineage: Eukaryota; Metazoa; Chordata; Mammalia; Rodentia; Bathyergidae. The coding region runs from base 259 to 1608 and encodes 449 amino acids. The transcript has 12 exons. Gene Ontology annotation, cellular component: neuron projection. The record is from RefSeq and is a predicted model, not a curated record.